Messenger RNA from Drosophila busckii, 1572 nucleotides. Its product is annotated as endoplasmic reticulum-Golgi intermediate compartment protein 2. Lineage: Eukaryota; Metazoa; Arthropoda; Insecta; Diptera; Drosophilidae. The transcript has 3 exons. Gene Ontology annotation, biological process: retrograde vesicle-mediated transport, Golgi to endoplasmic reticulum; endoplasmic reticulum to Golgi vesicle-mediated transport. The coding region runs from base 253 to 1557 and encodes 434 amino acids. Gene Ontology annotation, cellular component: endoplasmic reticulum; membrane; COPII-coated ER to Golgi transport vesicle. The record is from RefSeq and is a predicted model, not a curated record.
ACUUGAAACUACAUAACAAAAGAGCAAUAAAUAAUUAACUGACAAAAGUGCAGUAGCUCAUAAAACUGCAUUUGCAAUUCAAUCAAGAGCCAGCUGGAGUCGCCACGUGUGCCAGUGUUUAAGCUGAGACUGAUAGUGGAAGUACGUGGCAAUAACAAUGUUGCUGUAAUUGGGUUGUAGUUAAACCUAAUAGGCGCUUAAAUUAUUACUAUUUGAGCAGCAGUGUUUAAGCUUUAACUGCAGGUGGCCAAGAUGACGGCAACGCUACGCUAUCGGGGCGACAAGAGUAAUUUGCUCGAGCUCGCCAAGAAUCUGGAUGCCUUUAAGAAGGUGCCUGAGAAGUAUACAGAGACCACGGAAAUUGGUGGCACACUCUCUUUGCUGAGCCGCCUGAUCAUUGUUUAUUUGGUGUACACAGAGUUUCGUUACUACUACAAUGAGACGCAAAUUGUAUAUCAAUUUCAGCCGGACAUGGCGCUGGAAGAGCAAGUGCAAAUGCAUGUCGACAUUACUGUGGCCAUGCCCUGUGCCUCAUUGUCGGGUGUUGAUCUCAUGGACGAAACUCAGCAAGAUGUAUUUGCUUAUGGCACAUUGCAGCGCGAGGGCGUCUGGUGGCAAAUGUCCGACUCUGAUCGACGCGACUUUAAAUCCAUGCAAAUGACCAAUCAUUAUUUGCGCGAGGAAUAUCAUUCCGUAGCGGACAUACUCUUCAAGGAUAUACUGCGUGAUCGGUACGACUCGCACACCACCAAACCAGAGCACGAGCUCAAGCGCAAGCCUGUGAAUUCCGCGCUGCAACAGCUGCAACAAAUGCCACAGUCCGAGAGCAAAUUCGAUGCCUGUCGCCUGCAUGGCACGCUGGGCAUCAACAAGGUGGCGGGUGUGCUGCAUUUGGUGGGGGGCGCACAGCCCGUAGUGGGCAUGUUUGAAGACCACUGGACUAUAGAGUUUCGACGCAUGCCAGCAAACUUUUCGCAUCGUAUUAACCGCCUUAGCUUUGGCCAGUACUCGCGACGCAUAGUGCAGCCAUUGGAGGGCGACGAAACAAUUGUCAACGAAGAGGCCACAACGGUGCAGUAUUUUAUCAAGGUGGUGCCCACAGAAAUUCAACACACCUUUACAACCAUUAGCACAUUUCAAUACGCGGUGACCGAGAAUGUGCGCAAGCUAGAUUCUGAACGCAACUCGUAUGGCUCGCCUGGCAUUUACUUCAAGUACGAUUGGUCGGCGCUGAAGAUCGUUGUAAGCAACGAUCGCGAUAAUCUGAUUACCUUCAUCAUACGCCUUUGCUCCAUAAUAUCGGGUAUUAUUGUAAUAUCCGGAGCUGUCAAUGCACUACUACUCGGUGUUCAGCGACGUUUGCUGCGCAUUUUUGCGCCGCAGAUUUAUCAGCGCCACUUUCAACCCACACACAGUCCGGCGCCAACGUUACAAAGUGCUCCAAGCGCACCAAGCGUCCAAGCGCCCGUCAACGAGCUGCUGCAGACGGCAAAUCUCAUGGCCAGCGUGGAUAUCUCCGCAUAUUUGCCUACUGCAUUACCCAAGUCUAGUAAAUAGCCGCAGCGAGCUUCC